This is a messenger RNA of Trichoderma asperellum CBS 433.97, 519 nucleotides long. RefSeq lists its product as uncharacterized. Lineage: Eukaryota; Fungi; Ascomycota; Sordariomycetes; Hypocreales; Hypocreaceae. Gene Ontology annotation, cellular component: nuclear pore central transport channel. The record is from RefSeq and is a predicted model, not a curated record. Gene Ontology annotation, biological process: nucleocytoplasmic transport.
UUUUCUACACGAAAAUCGAACCCCCAACCGUCAAAAUGGCCAACGUCGAGGAAAUCGCCAAGCAGUUUGUCAAUGGCUUCUUUACGGGCAUGAGCACCAACAUUGCCGGCCUCGCUGCGGUCUACACUCCCCAGUCCGUCCUCACUUUCGAGUCUCAGAAGUUUGAGGGUGCCAACGCUAUUCUGGAGAAGCUCACGAGCCUUCCCUUCAAGAUGAGCGGCCACCAGCUCUCCACCCUCGAUGCUCAGCUUGCCGAUAACGAUCUCCUGAUCCUGGUAACAGGAAAGCUCAAGGUCGACGAGGACGAGAACCUGAUAAACUUUGUCCAGAACUUCAAGGUCAGCGUCAGCCAGGGCCCCGGUGGCGAGAUUACUGGCUUCCUUGUCAAGAACGACAUCUUCAAGCUGGUUUACUAAAUUUUUGGAACUUGAUACUGGAAAAUCUUGCUUGUGGACAAGGAGUGGGUAAUGACCUGGCGAUACCGAAGCGCAGAAUCUGAAGAUAAGGACAUGGAGCCUG